Corylus avellana is the source of this 949-nucleotide messenger RNA. RefSeq lists its product as uncharacterized. The record is from RefSeq and is a predicted model, not a curated record. Gene Ontology annotation, biological process: fatty acid biosynthetic process. Lineage: Eukaryota; Viridiplantae; Streptophyta; Magnoliopsida; Fagales; Betulaceae. Gene Ontology annotation, molecular function: hydro-lyase activity.
CGUCACUCACUUGCACCCACUUCGAACGCUCUGCUCUCAGCUCUGUUUUCUCCGUCUAGGAAAAGAAAUGUCAGCUGCCUCCAAUUCCCUCCUCUCUCAUACUCUUUCUCAAUCUCUGAUCAAACCCAGAAGGCUCUCACAGUCCCCAAUCUCUCUUUCUCUCUCUGUACCUCGUUUUCUUUCUCUUCAAUCCAACCAGCGGUUCAGUUCCAUCGCAUUCUGUUCUCUAGAUGGACUAAACAACACCAACCAAGACAUACCCAUUGAAAAACAAUACCCAGCAUUUCCUGCGGUCAUAGAUAUUAAUCAGAUACGUGAAAUUCUGCCCCACAGGUUUCCGUUUCUGUUCGUGGAUAGAGUGAUUGAGUACAAUCCUGGGGUUUCAGCUGUUGCUAUAAAGAAUGUGACUAUAAAUGAUAACUUCUUUCCUGGGCACUUCCCUGAGAGGCCUAUUAUGCCUGGUGUUCUCAUGGUUGAGGCAAUGGCCCAAGUUGGAGGUCUGGUUAUGCUGCAGCCCGAAGUGGGAGGCUCCCGCGAAAAUUUCUUCUUUGCAGGAAUUGAUAAAGUGAGGUUUCGGAAGCCGGUGAUCGCCGGAGACACUUUGGUUAUGAGAAUGACACUUGUUAAGCUGCAAAAGCGGUUUGGCAUAGCAAAGAUGGAAGGGAAAGCAUAUGUUGGAGGUGAGGUGGUCUGUGAGGGAGAGUUCUUGAUGGCUACAGGGAGCGGCUGAUGUGCCCAUUUUGUAAUGCUUCUGUUUCUCAUUUGCCUCGUCACAUGUCGUUUCUUCGUUUCCUUUUACCUUUUUUGUUGCUCCUCUUCUGAAUUGAAACUCCAUGGCUUCCAAAUUUUGAAGUCAUUGCAUUUGAUUAUCGUUACAUGUGGACUUCAUUGAGAUGUGUAAAUUUCUUUUGGUACUAAAGGCUCAGCAUUGAAAACUUUUUGCACUCUU